AGAGCAUACUGCUGCCUGUGCCCUGUGUGUCAUGUACAAUUACAAUAAAGCUUCGUUCUUUAGAGGAGGGAGGGGGCGAGCAACGCUGGUGCGCGCUCCCGGCGCUGUGAGUGACGUGGCGGCCGGAGAGCGGUGUGUGAGAGGUGGACAUGGAGGCGGUGGCGCUUGUCGUGGUGUCCGUGCUGCUGGGGGGACUCGUCCUGCUGCUCACCUUAUGGGGCAAGAGGACGAGCGAGGCCAGCGUGGCGGAGCCGAGCGCUCAGGUAGCCAAUGGACAAGCUGUUCCAGGAAAGCAGACUGCAAAGAAACCGAAACAACAAAAACUGCGUAAAGAAAAGGUUCAGCAACACACCUUCACCCACCCACUGCUUGCUUCUGCCCUCAAGGCUCACAGUGGGAAUGUGACUUGUUUGGAUUUCAGCAGCAAUGGAAAAUACUUAGCUUCGUGUUCUGAUGACAGAACUGUUAGAAUAUGGAGCACCAAGGAUUUCCUUGAGCGUGAGCACCGCUGUAUGAGAGCCAAUAUGGAGUAUGACCACGCCACGCAUGUCCGAUUUAGUCCUGACGGCAGAGCCUUUAUAGUUUGUUUAGCAAAUGGAGAGGCAAUCAGAGUAUUCAAAAUGACCAAGAAAGAAGACACGUUCAUCUUCUCCCCUGCCCAUGAUGACUUCCCGAAGAAACAUAAAGCCACCAUCAUUAAUAUUGGAAUUGCAGAAACAGGGAAGUUUAUCAUGACUGCAUCCAGUGAUACCAGCAUCUUGAUUUGGGACCUGAAAGGUGAAGUACUUGCGUCUAUCAAUACCAACCAGGUCAAAAAUGCGUAUGCUGCUGUCUCUCCUUGUGGGAGGUUUGUUGCCAGCUGCGGCUUUACUCCAGAUGUGAAGGUCUGGGAGGUCUGCUUCAGUAAGUCAGGAACGUUUCGUGAAGUCUGCCGGGCUUUCGAGCUGAAAGGCCACUCCGCUGGUGUGUGUGGAUUUGCUUUCUCCAAUGACUCCCGCAGGAUGGCAACAGUGUCUAAAGACGGGACAUGGAAGCUGUGGAAUACAGAUGUUGAAUACAAGAAGCAGCAAGACCCUUAUCUGAUGUACACCAGGAAAUGGUCCGGGAGAGAGCCUUGCCGUAUUGCGUUGUCCCCAGAUGCCCGUGUUGUUGCCAUUUCAAGUGUGUCUGAUAUCACGGUGUACAAUGCACAAACAGGAGAGAAGGAGGAAGAGUUCCGCUCGGUGCACGGACAAGUCAUCUCAGACCUUGCUUUUGAUACUAACAAUAAGUUCCUGGUAUCCACUGGAGAUCGCGCUAUCCGUGUCUUCCAUAACACAGCUGGCUACAGAGCUGCUAUUGCUGACAUGAAGGACAUGCUUAAGAAAGCCACUAACAAGGGCACAAAGGACAGGCUACAGCAACAAAUUAAAGAUUCUCAAAGUGCCCUUGACACUAUUUGCAGACAGAGGAACUGAGACUGUUUUUAGCCUUGUUUUUAUAUGAAAACAAAUAAUUAUUCUUUCUGCACCAAUUAAAGAUUUCUGUGGAAUUUA
Molecule: messenger RNA, 1535 nt
Organism: Pseudophryne corroboree (corroboree frog)
Lineage: Eukaryota; Metazoa; Chordata; Amphibia; Anura; Myobatrachidae
Gene: TBL2
Product: transducin beta like 2
Exons: 7
Coding region: 150-1457 (435 amino acids)
Biological process (GO): endoplasmic reticulum unfolded protein response
Cellular component (GO): endoplasmic reticulum
Molecular function (GO): protein binding
Source: RefSeq, a predicted model, not a curated record